AUGCUGUUAUUGGCGCGACUGCCGUAUUUGGAUGCAGUCAUCUCAGAGACAUUGAGACUUCAUCCGGCGUCAAUCAUUCUUAUACGACAGGCCUCUGAAGACUAUAAAUUAGGCGAUACAGGGAUUACAUUAAAGAAAGGACAACAACUGGAAAUCCCAAUAUAUGCUGUCCAUCUUAACGAGGAAUUCUAUGAAAAGCCAAAUGAUUUCAUUCCCGACCGAUUCCUACCGGAAAACCGACAUAACAUCAAACCCUACUCUUAUAUCCCAUUCGGCGCCGGCCCUCGAAAUUGCAUUGGAAUGAGAUUUGCUUUAAUGGAGGCUAAGCUGGCAUUGGUUCAAGUGAUUAAGAGAUACCGAUUCUUUCGAAGUCCUAAUACUGACGUUCCCUUACUGUUGAACAAGAGUACAUUCCUGAACUCACCCAAAAGGGUUAUCGUAGGCAUCGAAAAACGUGACCAAUAG
Messenger RNA from Oppiella nova, 465 nucleotides. Lineage: Eukaryota; Metazoa; Arthropoda; Arachnida; Sarcoptiformes; Oppiidae. The record is from the annotation of a GenBank genome assembly.